CUUCCACUCGCUGCUCCCGGCAAUCAAGGCCAACUUCCACUCGCUGCUCCCGGCAAUCAAAGCUGGUGCGCCAUCCACUCGCUGCUCCCAACAAUCAAGGCCAAUGAGCCUUCCACUCGCUACUCCCGACAAUCAAGGCCAAUGUGCCUUUCACUCGCUGCUCCGAACCAUCAAGGCCAAUGAGCCUUUCACUCGCUGCUCCCAAAAACCAAGGCCAAUGAGCCUUCCACUCGCUACUCCCGGCAACCCAGGCCAAUGAGCCUUCCACUCUUUUGCAACAACACGGUCCUUACAGCACACCAAAAACAUCACCACACUCGCUCAUCACACUCGCUCGAUCAAGGCAACCUCGUCAUUCAGCGGCUCUGCCCGGUCGACACGUGUGCACCAUCCACUCGCUCGGAGGCCGAUCAAGGCACCGACGACAGACAGACGCUCUGCCCGGUCGGCCUUCCAGCCCGCUCUUUCACCCUCUCGAAACAGGCGAAGUCCCUCGAGGGCACCCAAUCCACACUCGUUCGAUCAAGCCACGCCGGCUUGGAGGUGGACGGACGAUCGAAUACGGCGGAGACUGGACGAUCGGACACGGCGGAGACUCGCGAUCGGAUACGGCGGAAACUCGCAAUCGGACACGGCGGACGGCGGCGAAUUGCAGCUGGCGACCGAGGGGGUGGAUGGGCACUGCAGGCAUACCACAUCAGAUUGUCUGCUGUGCAUGGUCGGUUGGACUUGGGCUUGGGCAUCUUGUCGGAUGCGGCGGAGGAUGAGUGAUGGUGGCUGGCGACCGAGGGGCUUGGAUGGGCACUGCAGGCAUACCACAUCAAAUUGUCUGCUUUGCAUGGUCGGUUGG
Molecule: messenger RNA, 850 nt
Organism: Neohortaea acidophila
Lineage: Eukaryota; Fungi; Ascomycota; Dothideomycetes; Mycosphaerellales; Teratosphaeriaceae
Exons: 6
Source: RefSeq, a predicted model, not a curated record